Molecule: messenger RNA, 2089 nt
Organism: Notodromas monacha
Lineage: Eukaryota; Metazoa; Arthropoda; Ostracoda; Podocopida; Cyprididae
Source: the annotation of a GenBank genome assembly
AUGACAUAACAUCACCUGGGUGGGACAGGAAGGGCUCUCGCGAGAACCCCACAUUUUUUCAUUUCCUUUUCAAACCUCUCUCUCGACUCUCUGGUCUCGUGUGUCUCCUUUUCCAGUGAGGGGUCUCCGAGCAUACAACCCGACCCCUGAGCUGGAAGCGGAAGAAUGCUGCCGGGACAGCGAAAAAACUGAGUGGGUUUUUCGAAGUGAAUCGAACAAAAACGAAAAAAAAGUAAGCAGAUAAUUGGCAAGAAAAACGAAACCCGGGUUCGAUUUGAUUCGUACUGAACCGAUUAAAUCGACGUUGUGCGAUAUUGGCAACAUGAAGUGUCCGGGGGUCGUCUUUUUGGCUGCGCUUGUCUUCAGUGUCGGGCUCUUGACUUCCUGUCCCUUGACUUUGUCGCAAGAAACUGAUUCUUCCGCUCCCCAAACAACAUCAGAAGAAAUCGCACCCGAAUUGGUUGAACAGGCACCUGCUGGUAUGUGUCACCCUGACGAUAUACCCAAAUUCUUGGGUUUCAGCGUCCAAGUACGUCUACGAAGGCCUCUUAGUGUUGGACAACUCACACCGGAAGUGAGUGGCUCGUCAGAAGAAGUUCCUCCUGUGUCCACGGAAGAACCUCAAGCAGCUGAAGGUGAAUCUCAUGAAGCAUCCGCUGUGGAGCCCACGACAGAAACAAGCAGCUCUGAAAUCCCAGUUUCAGAGUCUGAAGAAGAAAAAUUGUCCCUGGUAGAAGGAGAACCCACACUUUCAGUGGAAAACGCGUCCGGUGAAACAGAACAACCGGAAGCUGUUCCGGAAACGGAUCCAACAAUUUCCGCAGAAAUCAUUCAGGAAACAUCAUUAGAAUCUCCUGCAUCUGCUGAAACCACACCUCCUCCGGAAGAACAACCGAUCUGCCAGAGAGACAAAGAUGCGGAAAUCAGCGCGAAACCUCUGAUACUCCUCAUGGGACCAACAGGGACUGGAAAAACGAGUGCCAUCAAGUACCUCCUUGGCCUGGAUUCCGCGUCUGCGAUUCCUCGGAUACCCAUCGGUCCUGUGCCUGCUCAAAGUCAAUUCACUAUUUGGCGGCAUGCGGAGAAUCCGUCUGUGGAGAUGGGACCGGAAUUGGCAGCUGACGCCACUUUCACGACACUGCAAAAGUUCGGCUUGUCCGCCUUGGACAGGGUCACGGGGAUCCGACUGAAGGCACCUCUACUCGACAAGGUGACAAUUGUGGAUGCCCCUGCAAUUAUUGAAAGCAUUGGCCAUUUGGGAGAACGAAGAACUGUUCCAGUCAACGAUUUGUACCAAUGGUUCAUUGACAGAGCUGACCUCAUCCUUCUCCUGUUUGACCCACACAAGCCAGACGUUGGAAUGGAAUUGGAGGCUCUGAUGGACCAACUGAAAGGUCGGGAAGCUCAGACUCGCAUCGUGGUGAACAAGGCGGAUUCUGUAUCAGCCAGCGAUUUGACAGUAGCUCAAGCGAACUUGCUGUGGAACCUUGCACCGAUGCUUGGUGGUAACAGAGCACCAGCCUUGCUGUCGGUGUCGCUGAGGAACCAGGCCUACAAGUCCAACAGCUGCUCCAAGCUUCUCUCGCACCAAGAAGAAUUACUCUAUCAGGACAUCAUUGAUGUUUUUAAUAACCAAAUUGGACACAAGAUUGCCAGUGCGAGGAGACACGCUAUCCGUGUAAGAAAUCACUCCAAGUUGGUGAACCUGUACCUGAAAGCAUAUGCGAAGAACAAGGGCCUUUUCAGCAACAAAAAGAAGGUCGCUUUGCAAAUACUCGACGACCCUUUCAAGUACAGAAUCUACCAGGAAGUGGCUUUCAACAAAAACGUGUCUCGCUACGAUCUGCCAGAUCCGGAAAUCUACCGGGAAUUCUUCAUGCAGCACACACUCUUUGAUUUCAAAAAGUUCGAAGAUCUCUGCACUUAUUUCAAGGGCUGUCCGCAGGACAAGUUAGACCUCGCAAUCGCGUACGAAUUUCCGGAAAUUGUUGCCAAAUUCAAGUCAGAGUCGUCGACGGCAUCAGUAGAACCAGCAGCAACUCAAGACAGCGACGUUAAAGGCCAAGAAAUGCCAGUCGCUGCUGCUUGA